GCGGGGCGACAAUUUACCUACAAAUUACCUACAACUUCCUUACUAUCUAAUACUUUACAUGUACCGAAUCCAACGAGGUGGUGGAUUACUGACCCAUUUCCGACGAUAUAGAAAUCUCACAGCCAUGACGCUCAGAACCAUCAACGCAAAAGAUGCGGCGUCUCUUGACAGGGACCUCAUGAAUGAAGGAGGUUUCUCCCUCGAUCAAUUAAUGGAGCUGGCGGGGCUGUCUGUAUCACAGGCUGUUUAUCGAGUUCAUCCUCCAUCCAAAGGAAGGAAUGUUCUCGUAGCCUGUGGCCCGGGAAAUAACGGGGGUGAUGGGCUUGUUGCCGCUCGUCAUCUUGCACACUACGGAUAUAAACCAACUGUAUAUUACCCGAAACAAGGCAAGAAUGAAUUAUACGAGCGCCUGAAAACCCAACUUCACAACCUCUCGGUCCCAUUCACAAGCGACUUUCUAGGUUCCCUCCAAACUAGCGAUUUGGUAAUCGACGCAAUCUUCGGGUUCUCCUUCUCGGGACCGCUUCGGGACCCGUUCCCCAAAGUAAUCUCCCUCAUGGAGGAAACCCAGGUACCCGUCCUGAGUGUGGAUGCCCCUAGCUCAUGGGAUAUAGAAGCUGGCCCACCGAAGGAAGGACCCGGAGCAAAAUUUAUGCCGCAAACGCUGAUCAGCUUGACAGCUGCGAAGCCUUUGGUUAAAUGGUUUAAGGGGAGGCACUUUUUGGGAGGCAGGUUUUUGACCAAGGGUGUUGUGGAGAGGUAUGGCUUGGAUAUCCCUGAAUAUCCCGGGGUAGAGCAGAUUGUUGAGGUGGAUGUUAAUGGGGAAGGGAAAUUAUAAAGGCAUGAAAUAGCUUUACGGGGAGUAGGUAUUAUACAUCAUCAUCCCUUU
Molecule: messenger RNA, 889 nt
Organism: Histoplasma capsulatum G186AR
Lineage: Eukaryota; Fungi; Ascomycota; Eurotiomycetes; Onygenales; Ajellomycetaceae
Product: AI-BP family protein
Exons: 5
Coding region: 125-838 (237 amino acids)
Cellular component (GO): mitochondrion
Molecular function (GO): NAD(P)HX epimerase activity
Source: RefSeq, a predicted model, not a curated record